Molecule: messenger RNA, 1683 nt
Organism: Trichophyton rubrum CBS 118892
Lineage: Eukaryota; Fungi; Ascomycota; Eurotiomycetes; Onygenales; Arthrodermataceae
Exons: 5
Coding region: 1-1683 (560 amino acids)
Biological process (GO): transmembrane transport
Molecular function (GO): transmembrane transporter activity
Source: RefSeq, a predicted model, not a curated record
AUGGAUACCCCAGCACAAUCUUCCGUUCCGGCGAGCGGGCAGGCUUCAAUUUACUCCAUCGAGCGACCCUUAACGAAUACUAUUGAUAACUCUGAAAAAGCCGCUGGUGAUGACAGCCAUGCAACGAUACCAUCUCGAGUACAUGGAUGGAAAUGGUUCCUUGUCUGCUGUGUGCUCUAUUCCUCAGCCUUUUUAUACGGACUUGAUACAACAAUUGUGGCCGAUGUCCAGGUGCCCAUUGUGGAAAGAUUUGGGUCUGUGGACAAGCUUAGCUGGCUGGGAACCGGUUUCCCUCUAGGAUCAGUCGCAACUAUCCUUCCAAUUGGCGCUCUUUAUAACAUAUUUGAUAUCAAAUAUGUAUACAUAAUCUCACUCGCUUUGUUUGAAGGUGGGAGUGCUCUUUGUGGAGGUGCCCCGAAUAUGAACUCGUUAAUAGUAGGCCGAGUGAUGGCUGGGAUCGGCGGGUGUGGAAUGUACCUUGGGGUUCUCAACUACAUUGCAAUUUUUACCACUCUUCGAAGACGGCCUGUAUACAUGGGAUUGACUGGAAUUGUCUGGGGAGCGGGAGCUAUACUUGGCCCUGUGAUUGGAGGCUCCUUUGCAGACAGCCCCGCGACAUGGAGAUGGGCAUUCUAUAUCAACCUAGUUCUUGCUGCCAUCACACUACCAGCACUUUUCCUGCUCGUUCCAAGACAUAAUUCAUCUCCAGAAGGCUCUGUGUUCUCGAAGUUUAGGGAACUUGAUAUCAUAGGAAUGAUUCUUAACGGCGGAGUGUACUUCCUUUGGGUCAUGGUUCUUACAUUUGCCGGAGUAACAUGGAAGUGGAACGAUGGACGCAUAAUUGCCUUAUUCGUGCUUUUUGGAGUCACGCUUAUUGCAUUUAUUCUCCAACAAUACUUCGCAGUUUUCACCACGCCAGCCCGCCGAGCGUUCCCUGGAACCUUCCUCAAGAGAAGGUCAUUGAUAAUCCUUUACAUCAGCACCUGCUGCUCUAACUCGGCAUUUUUCGUCGGUGCCUACUAUAUCCCACUAUUUUUCCAGUUCACUCGUGGAGAUAGCGCAAUUGCUGCCGCCGUUCGCCUCCUACCAUUUGUCAUGGUCACAAUAACGGUGAUUAUGUCGAGCGGAGCCUUAAUGCCAGUUUUCGGUUAUUACAUGCCGUGGUACUUCAUUAGUGGAGUAUUCUUGGUUGCCGGAUCAUCCCUUAUGUAUACUGUUGAUGCCCAGACACCCACCGCAAACAUAUACGGGUAUUCUGUUCUUCUUGCCAUCGGAGCCGGAGCAAUAGCACAGGCCGCUUACAGCGUUGCUGCAGCGAAGGUUAAAGGGGUUGAAGUUAACCAAGCGGUUACCUUUAUAAACCUUGCUCAGCUUGGGGCAACGGUGUUGUGCCUCGCUAUCUCUGGCACGAUAUUCCAGAAUUUAGCCCUAAGAAACCUUGAAACUGCCCUCGCUCAAUAUGGCGACUACUCGAGGGAACAGCUUAUUUCCGCAAUUGCUGGAGCAAAGAGUGACAUUCUCAUCCAUGGAACACCUGAAGUAAAAGAGGCUGCAAUCAGUGCCAUUGUCUCUGCGAUGAAGAAUGUUUAUGUAUCGCUUAUUGGUGCUGGGGGCGUGGUAUUAACCACCUCCUUCUUCCUUAAGAGGGAGAAGCUGUUUAUGAAAAUGGAGGCCGUUGGGUAA